AUGUCAAGGAAGUUGAAAAAAACCAAUUUAUUCAACAAGGACGUGAGCUCCUUGCUUUACGCUUACGGUGAUGUGCCACAGCCGCUGCAAGCCACGGUGCAAUGCUUAGAUGAACUAGUAUCGGGAUAUUUGGUGGAUGUUUGUACCAAUGCAUUUCACACAGCUCAGAACUCUCAGAGAAACAAACUUCGAUUGGAGGAUUUUAAGUUUGCCCUGCGAAACGACCCCGUGAAGCUUGGAAGAGCCGAAGAAUUGAUAGCCACCAAUAAGUUAAUCACGGAGGCUAAGAAGCAGUUUAAUGAGACAGACAAUCAGAAUUCAUUAAAAAGAUUCAGAGCGGAGGACGAAGAAGGUGAUGAGGUGGACGAAGAUGAAUAUGAGCAACAAAUAACGGACGACGACGAUCAUACAGUCCGUCGUAAUAAUGCUAAACAAUCUACGGAUUCGAAGGCGACAAAAGGUAGGAAGCAAGGGUCUAAGAAUCUCAAGAAAACGAAAAAGUGA
Molecule: messenger RNA, 504 nt
Organism: Saccharomyces kudriavzevii IFO 1802
Lineage: Eukaryota; Fungi; Ascomycota; Saccharomycetes; Saccharomycetales; Saccharomycetaceae
Gene: TAF13
Product: Taf13p
Exons: 1
Coding region: 1-504 (167 amino acids)
Biological process (GO): RNA polymerase II preinitiation complex assembly; transcription by RNA polymerase II
Cellular component (GO): transcription factor TFIID complex
Molecular function (GO): protein heterodimerization activity
Source: RefSeq, a predicted model, not a curated record